Molecule: messenger RNA, 6968 nt
Organism: Seriola dumerili (greater amberjack)
Lineage: Eukaryota; Metazoa; Chordata; Actinopteri; Carangiformes; Carangidae
Gene: kif21a
Product: kinesin-like protein KIF21A
Exons: 34
Coding region: 24-4721 (1565 amino acids)
Biological process (GO): microtubule-based movement; mitotic spindle organization
Molecular function (GO): microtubule motor activity; ATP binding; microtubule binding
Source: RefSeq, a predicted model, not a curated record
CACCUAUUAUUGCAUGAGGAACCAUGACGACGGGGCAAGAUGAAAGCUCAGUCCGCGUGGCACUGAGGAUCCGUCCCCAGCUGGCCAGGGAGAAGAUCGAGGGAUGUCACAUCUGCACAUAUGUGAUGCCCGGGGAGCCCCAGGUGAUCCUGGGGAAAGACAAGGCCUUCACCUACGACUAUAUGUUCGACAUGGACUCCCAGCAGGACUCCAUUUACGCCACCUGCACGGAGAAGCUGAUCGACGGCUGCUUCGAAGGCUACAACGCCACCGUCUUUGCAUACGGACAGACGGGUUCAGGGAAGACCUACACCAUGGGGACGGGCUUUGAUGUCAACAUCGUAGACGAGGAGCUGGGCAUCAUCCCCCGUGCCGUCCAUCACCUCUUCAAAGGCAUCGAGGAGCGCCGACAAGCCGCCCAGGAGCAGGGACGCCCCGUACCUGAGUUCAAGAUCAACGCCCAGUUCCUCGAGCUUUAUAAUGAGGAGGUUCUGGACCUGUUUGACUCCGCACGAGACAUGAAGCAGAAAUCUCACAUCAAGAUCCACGAAGACGCCACCGGAGGAAUCUACACAGUGGGAGUGACCACUCGGACCGUAUCCUCCGAGGCCGAGAUGAUGCAGUGCCUGAAGCUGGGCGCUCUGUCGCGCACCACAGCCAGCACCCAGAUGAACGUCCAGAGCUCUCGAUCACACGCAAUCUUCACCAUCCAUUUGUGCCAAGUCCGCGUUUGUGCCUCCGACAAUCAAGAAAAUGAUAGCGAUAACCGAGUCUCCAAUGGAAACUCUGAGAUGGACGAGUACGAGACGCUGACAGCCAAGUUCCACUUUGUGGAUCUGGCCGGUUCUGAGAGGCUGAAGAGAACCGGAGCAACGGGCGAUCGAGCCAAAGAGGGCAUCUCCAUCAACUGUGGACUGCUCGCUCUGGGGAAUGUAAUCAGUGCUUUGGGCGACCGCAGCAAGCGGUCCUCUCAUGUGCCUUACAGAGACUCCAAACUCACCCGACUCCUGCAGGACUCUUUAGGAGGAAACAGCCAAACAGUGAUGAUCGCCUGCAUCAGCCCGUCUGACCGGGACUUCAUGGAGACGCUGAACACACUAAAGUACGCCAACCGAGCCCGGAACAUCAAGAACAAGGUGAUGGUGAACCAGGACAAGGCCAGCCAGCAGAUCAGUGCUCUGAGGACGGAAAUAGCUCGACUGCAGAUCGAGCUGAUGGAGUACAAGACGGGUAAACGCAUGGUGGGUGAGGAUGGUAUGGAGAGUUUCAGCGACAUGUUCCAUGAGAACUCCAUGCUGCAGACGGAGAACAGCAACCUGAGGGUGAGGGUGAAGGCCAUGCAGGAGACCAUCGAUGCUCAGAGGGCACGGCUCACCCAGCUGCUCAGUGACCAGGCCAACCAGGCCCUCGCCAGGGCAGGUGAAGGAGGAACAGAGGAAAUUGGAAACAUGAUUCAGGGCUACAUCAAAGAGAUUGAGGACCUCAGAGCCAAACUCCUGGAGAGUGAAGCUGUGAAUGAGAAUCUGAGGAAGAAUCUGUCUCGCGCCUCCACCCGUCAGUCGUUCUACGGAGGGUCCGGCUCCUUCUCCUCCUCCAUGCUGCCCCCUGAGAAGGAGACCUCGGAUAUCAUCGAAAUGGCCAAGAAAGACCUGGAGAAGCUGAAGAAACGAGAGAAGAAGAAAAAGAAAAGCGCCAAUAAGGAGGAAAUCCCUGACAACGAGCAGGAAAAGGGCACAGAGAAAGAAAUGACGGAGCGAGUGAACGAGGACGCAGAUAUGGAGGUCCAGGAGGGCAGCGACCAUGAGGAAGCGGAGGAGGAAGAGGAGGAGGAAGAGGAAGAGAUGGACGUGGAGGAGAGCUCUGAUGAUUCUGACUCUGAGUCCGAUGAGAAAGAGAACUACCAGGCAGAUCUGGCCAACAUCACCUGUGAGAUCGCCAUCAAGCAGAAGCUGAUAGAUGAGCUGGAGAACAGCCAGCGGCGCCUUCACACACUCAAACAGCAGUACGAACAGAAGCUGAUGAUGCUGCAGUGCAAGAUCAGGGACACCCAGCUGGAGAGGGACCGCGUCCUCCAUAACAUGACUUCAGUAGAGAGCGGCACAGAGGACAAGGCUCGCAAGAUCAAGGCUGAAUAUGAGAAGAAGCUGAGCGUCAUGAACAAGGAACUGCAGAAGCUGCAGUCUGCUCAGAAGGAGCACGCCCGCCUGCUCAAGAACCAAUCACAGUACGAGAAGCAGCUGAAGAAGCUUCAGAUGGACGUGGCGGAGAUGAAGAAGACGAAGGUCCGUCUCAUGAAGCAGAUGAAGGAGCAGCAGGAAAAGAACAGGAUGAACGAAUCUCGCAGAAACCGUGAAAUCGCCACCUUGAAGAAAGACCAGCGCAAGCAAGAGCAUCAACUGAAGUUAUUGGAGGCUCAGAAGAGGCAGCAAGAGCUCAUUCUGAGGAGAAAGACUGAGGAGGUGACGGCUCUGAGGAGGCAGGUCAGGCCCACCUCAGGUAAGGUCAUCAGGAAAGUCAACCUCUCAGACUCACUCCAGGACUCCACCCACAGACCUCCAUCUGGACGCAUGUACUCCUCUGGCAACACAGCUCCCAACGGGACUCGUUUGACCUACAGGCGUACAGUGGGUAUUUACUCCACCAGAAUCGCUCGUAAUAAAUGGCAGUCUCUGGAGCGACGGAUCUGUGAUGUCAUCAUGCAGAGGAUGACCAUCUCCAACAUGGAGGCCGACAUGAACCGCCUCCUCAAGCAACGGGAGGAGCUGACCAAGCGUAAGGAGAAGGUCAUCAGGAAGAGGGAGCGGCUGCUCAGGGAGGGGCCAGAGGCAGAGAAGGCGGUGCCUCCCCUCAACGAAGAAGUGGAUGCGUUGACAGCGAACAUCGACUACAUCAACGACAGCAUCGCAGACUGUCAGGCCAACAUUAUGCAGAUGGAGGAGGCCAAGGAGGAGGGAGACACAGUGGACGUCUCUGCUGUGAUAAGUUCUUGUACCCUGGCAGAGGCUCGUUUCCUGCUCGAUCACUUCAUGUCAAUGGCCAUAAACAAGGGUCUGCAGGCAGCUCAGAAGGAGUCCCAGGUGAAGGUGAUGGAGGGCAGGCUGAAGCAGACGGAGAUCACCAGCGCCACACAGAACCAGCUGCUCUUUCACAUGCUGAAGGAGAAAGCCGAGUUCAACCCGGAGCUGGACGCCCUGCUGGGGAACGCUCUGCAAGAGCUAGGUAACAUCCCACCUGAAAAUGGAGAUGAUAGCAGCAGUGAUGAGUCCGCCCAGAGCCCUUCAGCUGAGGGAACCACUUUAGCAUCAGAUCUCAUGAAACUCUGUGGAGAGACCAAAACAAGGAGUAAGGCUCGUAGGAGGACCACCACUCAGAUGGAGCUGCUGUACGCAAACUCUGACUCUGCCCCCGACGCGCCCACCGCAGACUUCUCCAGUCCGAUGCUGCCGUUAGCUGAGACACCAGAAGGGGGAGGAGACACGGACACGUCAGGCUCAUCAGUCAGGGACUACACAGCUCUCUCCCCCGGCUUUUCCUCUAAAAUGGGCAGCAUAACCUCGUCAGUGGUGGAAAGGCGAGCUCCGGAGCCUUCCCCGCUCUCUCGCAGGAAGACCUAUGACAAGGCGUACGCAGCGGCUGACAGGGCAAAGGUCAAGGAGAUUAAACAGGGCGUGAUUAACCCGGUGCCACCCACUAAAAGCAGCCGCUCGGCGACGUUGCAGUGUGUCCAUGUGGCAGAGGGACACAGUAAAGCUGUUCUCUGUGUCGACUGCACUGAUGACCUUCUCUUCACUGGAUCCAAAGACCGGACCUGUAAGGUGUGGAACCUGGUGACGGGUCAGGAGAUAAUGUCCCUAGCCGGUCACCCCAACAACGUGGUGUCAGUCCGCUACAGCUCCAGUUUGGUCUUCACUGUCUCAACCUCCUACAUCAAAGUGUGGGACAUCCGGGACUCGGCCAAGUGCAUCCGAACUCUAACGUCCUCUGGUCAGGUUAAUGUUGGGGACAUCUGUGCAUCUAGCACCAGCCGAACUGUCGCCAUCCCAGCAGGAGAGAAUCAGAUCAACCAGAUCGCUCUCAACCCCAACGGGACGGUUCUGUACGCCGCCGCUGGAAACUCAGUCCGAGUCUGGGAUCUAAGGAGAUUUGCCUCCACUGGGAAACUUACUGGUCACCUCGGCCCAGUAAUGUGUCUGACUGUGGAUCAGUCCGGAAACAACCAAGACCUGGUGAUCACCGGGUCCAAGGACCAUUACGUUAAGCUGUUUGACGUGACUGAGGGCUCUCUGGGGAGCAUCAGCCCCACACACAACUUUGAACCGCCACAUUACGACGGUAUCGAGUCUCUGGUGGUGCAGGGGGACAUGUUCUUCAGCGGCUCCCGAGACAACGGCAUCAAGAAGUGGGACCUGGACCGCAAAGACCUGCUGCAGCAAGUCCCUAACGCUCACCGUGACUGGGUGUGUGCACUGGGCGUCGUCCCCGGCUCCCCUGCCCUGCUCAGCGGCUGCAGAGGUGGGGUGCUCAAGCUGUGGCACACGGACACACUGGGGACCCUCGGGGAGCUCAAGGGUCACGAGAGCCCCAUCAACGGAAUUUCUACCAACAGCAGCCACCUGUUCACCGCCUCAGAUGACCGGACCGUGAAGAUCUGGCGUGCUCGCGGUGGACUAGACAGCACCUUAGAGACGGUUGACAAUGCAGACGAGGUGGCGAGUAACUGAACGCAGCGCCACCCGCUGGGUUUGACUCUGGAAGGACAUUAACAGCAUCCUUUGAUGCUGCUUCCCUGCACUUUGACCCCUACCCUCUGACGCCCAACGCUCACUCCUGAGAGACACACACACACACACACACAUACACACACCGUCAUUGCCAUGUAACCUGCGCCAAGAGGAAACGCUAAAGUAACGUUGUCUCAAGAGUAACUAACACAAUAACUGUUUUGUUAGACUCUGUACUCUCAGAGGCUCCUGCUAAUCAGACUUAGGUCACUGUAUUGUUAAUGAAUCUUUUCUCUCUCUGUUGCGCUGUAGGCAGUUCUUCACCCUGAACCUUGAGAGGAACUUGAACUCACAAGACGAUUAUUUAACACUCAGAAAACAUCUCUGCAGCUCAGCAUAUAUUCAGCGUUGUGCCAGGAAACAAUGCAUCCACAGACACACAAUUACCCAGGGGAAGGGUAGCAGUGUGUGUGGUUAGAUUAGAUAAAAUAUACAGGAAGUUGAGUGUUAGAGGAGAAAAAGGUGGCAGAGCUAACAGGUUGGUAGCUGGUCUUCACAACCCAGUUCUCCAGUUUCUUGGGAUUGUUUCUCUGCAAUUGAAGCAGAACCAAUGUCCCCGCGCUCCUUUUCCCAAUGAACAAAAGUGGCUUUACUGUAUGUGAAUAAGACAAAUCACCCUUCACCCUUAACUCCCCUCUCCUGCUUUUGUGCUCUUCUCUUUUUCAAUUUCUGCAGCUGCUUCAGAUCAGCAACCAAAAUUGUGCGACUCGUUGUCUUUGCUGUCCUGCACCGCACUCGUGAACAGAUCACAUGUCACGGCAACACUCCCACUUCACACAAGAGUUUGACAUUUUGUGAAAUGAGAUUAUUUGUUUUCUUGCUGAGAGUUAGAGGAGAAGAUUGAUACAUGUCAUGGGUCAUUAUGUUAAAUGUAAGCUAUAGCCUUAGCUUAGCAUAAAGCCUGGAAACAUGGAGAAACAGCUAGCGCUAAAAUUUGCGUACCAGCACUUCUGAAUCAAUGACUUACACAUUAUGUCUUGUUUGUUUAAUCUGUACAAAUGUGUUAAAGUGUAAAAUGACAGUUUGUGGUUUUACAAUAACUAUUUUUUAGCCAGGCUCAGUAACUUUCUUUUCCUGCUCCAUUUUUACACUUUGGAUUUUGUUGGAUUAAACGAACAAGAUGUAAUAACAGUCAGUGACCUUUGGCGGUGCCGUUACCUGUUUCCAUUGCUUAUGCUAAGCUAAGACAACUAGCUGUAGCUUCAUGUUCACUGUUUAGACAUGAUAGUGGUAUUGAUUUUCUCUUCUAACUCUGUGGAAGAAAACAAAUAAAAGUAUUUCCCAAAAUGUCAAACUAUUCCUUUAACUUUUGAGCACUUGUGAAAAUAGACCUAAUAAGUGUUUGACGUAAACUUAAUCUUUCUUAAAUAUGAGCAGGUUCAGCGUUCGAGGAUCUUCUACACUUGUUGUCCAUGUUUCAUCGUGUGUAAAAAAUGUGUGUUCACUCCUCACACGUUGCUAUUAACGCUCACAUGAACCUACACUGCUGAGUUGUCGUCUAACUUCCACGCUGCUAAGUCGUGUGCUCACCUUCUUCCACCCUAUAAGAGGGCUUCGAGUCGUGGACUCCGGGUGAGGUCCGCUCGGUACCGUAGCAUUGUGUAUGUGUAUAUAUGUAAUAGUAUUUUUUUUUGAUUGUUUUUUUGAGAGGAGAGUCCUUCAGACUCUGCCCGAUUUGUGAGCCUAACCACGUCGACUGAUGUCUGUCUCCCAGUUCUGAUCCUUGUGGGGCCUUCCUGGAGACUCUCGUGGUCUCCCUGAUGUAACUGAUCUGUUUGUCACGAUUGUGUGCUGUCACUUUUGAAUGUUCAGUGAAACAGCAGCUGUAGGCGUUAUUCAAAUACAUAUCUAAUGUAUGUAAACAAUGUAUUUAAAAGAAAAAAAAAAAAAACCUGACUGAAUGUUAGUUUUGUGGGACCACCGGUCUGAACGCGGUCUCAUGCCGACAGGACCAGAAUUGGCAGGAAGACUGAUGAGCGGCAUCAAUAAUGCCAAGAAUAGAGCUUUUCCUCCAGUGAGGUGGCGAGUUGUGUUUAGUGGCCUAUGGUUAGUUUUUCUUUUUCUUCUUUUCGUUUGUUAUGCUGUCCCUGUUACACACAUCCUGGGCGUUCCCCUCUGGAGUUUUAGUUGCCAUCCCCACAUGGCAGACUCUGUAGCGAUUCUAAUGUCAGAUGCCUGGUGAGAAUA